This is a messenger RNA of Sciurus carolinensis (gray squirrel), 2843 nucleotides long. RefSeq names its product G protein-coupled receptor 37 (gene Gpr37). Gene Ontology annotation, biological process: adenylate cyclase-inhibiting G protein-coupled receptor signaling pathway; positive regulation of MAPK cascade. The record is from RefSeq and is a predicted model, not a curated record. NCBI's taxonomy places the organism in Eukaryota, Metazoa, Chordata, Mammalia, Rodentia, Sciuridae. Bases 841 to 2676 code for a protein of 611 amino acids. Gene Ontology annotation, molecular function: prosaposin receptor activity; G protein-coupled peptide receptor activity. The transcript is spliced from 2 exons. Gene Ontology annotation, cellular component: signaling receptor complex; plasma membrane.
UUGCCCGCGGCGGUUCCAGGCACCACACUCUCCGCCCGGUCUGCGCCCGCUGUGGCAGUGACAAGCUUCUGCGGCCGACGGUACUGUCCACCCACCAGCAGCGCUCUCUUCUCCCCCUGCUCCCACGAUUUCUGUCUCUGCAGGGGCUCGCCGCCCAGCAGCCGGCGCCGCCCCCUCGUCAACUUUGAGCUGGAGGAGAAGCAACUUUGACAGUGGCCUCAGGUUUCCAGUCCGGCUUCUUCCUGGCAUCAUUAGCCUCGAAAGUCUCUGGGGUUAGGUGGGGCAAGAGUUUCCCGGCGCAUCAGCCUUGAGUCUGCAACCUGUUUCCAGCGAGCGGGAAGCAGGAUUGUGACUGUCAGUCAUCAGGGGGAGGGGGACUUGUUUUUCUUUCCCUUUAGAGACCUCCGCUUGCAACUGGAUAAAGCAGUAGCGAAAGGAUGUAAAUAGGCAGUGCAACUGUUACCAAGAAGGCAACCACCACCCAAAGGCAGGGAGGAGCACAGGGCUUCGUCCGGGCUUCGCCCAGUCGCAACAUUAAUCAACAAUCAGGUGUUGUUGCAACUUUUCAAGGUCAGCCACCGGAGCAGCUGUUCCCUCUCGGAACCUUGGGGGUACACAGAGCUUGGAUUGGUUUUGGCUGAAAUGCACAGGACACCAAACGAGGAAGGAUUGUAGGGGGGAACCCCAAGACCCAUCCCCCACUCUCCCGGUAAUCUCCGGUUCCCCGCUGCCCAGGCGGGGGUGAGUAUGUGACAUGUGUCCAACUCUCCGCAGCAAGUUAGGCAGCAGGUGUUGGUCCUAAGCAAGAGCAGCGGCUGCCAGGUGCGCCCUAGCCAAGCCAUGCGGGCCCGGGGCGCGCCACUCGGUCGCACGUCGCGGCUGCUGCUUCUGCUACUGCUCAAGGUUUCUUCUUUCUCUUCUGCGCUCGCAUUUGUCCCCGCGCCCAGGAAGGAAACUUGUCUGGGGGAGAGCUGCUCACCUAUAUCGAUCCAGCGCCGCAGCAGGGAUGUUUGGGGAUCAGGAAUUUUUGCAAGAGACGUUCUGCGAGCCCGUGCGCCCAGGGAGGAACCAGAGAAAGGGGAGCGCGAUGCGCCCUCCUGGGACCUACGGGCUGCCCGGGGCGGUGACCCAGGUGCAGUCAGAGGGGCGGAGACGUCGGCGGUCGGGCCCUCGGGACCUCCACUUGGCUCCUGGAGGUGGAAAGGUACCCGCGGUCAGGAACCCUCUGGAAAUUUUGGGAGAGGGGACCCAACGGCCCUCCAACUCUUCCUUCAGACCUCAGAGGAGGACGAGAAAAGUCCCAGAAGCUCAGGUAUUUCCCGGCUCAGCCAGGAGCAGAGCGUGAAAACAGAACCCGGAGCCGGCGAUCUUUUCUAUUGGCCAAGAAGAGCAGGGAAACCACUGGGUACCCACCACAAGCCCUCAUCCAAAACAAUCAAUGGACCGGUGGGGCACGAAGGGAGGACAAUUGCACCCCCCGGUAGGGCGCUACCCCAGAAUGGGUCCUCUGGUGAGGGAGUUCAUGAUCGCUGGGGUCCCCGUCGGGGGAACAGCACCAACCGGCGGGUGAGAUUGAAGAACCCCUUCUACCCGCUGACCCAGGAGUCAUAUGGAGCCUACGCAGUCAUGUGUUUAUCAGUGGUGAUCUUUGGGACCGGCAUCAUUGGCAACCUGGCGGUGAUGUGCAUAGUGUGUCACAACUACUACAUGCGGAGCAUCUCCAAUUCCCUCUUGGCCAACCUGGCCUUCUGGGACUUUCUCAUCAUCUUCUUCUGCCUUCCACUUGUCAUUUUCCACGAGCUGACCAAGAAGUGGCUGUUGGAAGAUUUCUCCUGCAAGAUUGUGCCCUAUAUCGAGGUGGCUUCUCUAGGAGUCACUACCUUCACCUUAUGUGCGCUGUGUAUAGACCGCUUCCGCGCUGCCACCAAUGUACAAAUGUACUAUGAGAUGAUCGAAAACUGUUCUUCGACGACUGCCAAACUUGCUGUGAUAUGGGUUGGCGCCCUGCUGCUGGCACUUCCAGAGGUCGUUCUCCGCCAGCUGAGCAAGGAGGAUCUGGGGUUCAGUGGCCGGGCUCCUGCAGAACGAUGUGUCAUAAAGAUCUCUCCCGACUUACCGGACACCAUCUAUGUUUUGGCCCUCACCUAUGACAGCGCGAGACUCUGGUGGUACUUUGGCUGUUACUUUUGUUUACCCACACUUUUCACGAUCACCUGCUCUUUAGUGACUGCAAGGAAAAUCCGCAAAGCAGAGAAAUCCUCUACCCGAGGGAAUAAGCGGCAGAUCCAGUUAGAAAGCCAGAUGAACUGUACGGUGGUGGCGCUGACCAUUCUGUAUGGGUUUUGCAUUAUUCCGGAAAAUAUCUGCAAUAUUGUCACUGCCUACAUGGCCACAGGAGUUUCACAGCAGACGAUGGACCUACUUAAUAUCAUCAGCCAGUUUCUUUUAUUCUUUAAGUCCUGCGUUACCCCUGUUCUCCUCUUUUGUCUCUGCAAACCCUUCAGUCGGGCGUUCAUGGAGUGCUGCUGCUGUUGCUGCGAAGAAUGCAUUCAGAAGUCUUCAACAGUGACCAGUGAUGACAAUGACAACGAGUACACCACGGAGCUGGAACUGUCACCUUUCAGUACCAUACGCCGGGAAAUGUCCACUUUUGCUUCGGUUGGAACUCAUUGCUGAAGGACAGUACUCGGUUUGGUUGGAUAUGCUUAUUUGUUUGGUUUUCAUAUCCUGUGAACGUUUUUACUCCAUAUUUUUCCUUAGGGGAAAAUGUGCAAAAAAAAUUUUAAAAAAAUUAAAAAUAAAAAUAAAAAAAGAAAAAAAGCAAAUAAAGAAAUACAUAUUAA